AUGCGCACUGCAAUAAAUUCAACGGUUUCCGCCUACCGCACUUUCAACACAUUAAUCUUAGUUCUGUUGGGAUUGAUCAUUGGUCAAUGUUCCGGUCUUACGACGCUUGGAGACAUCCUGGAAACCCAUCACGAUAAUUUUCCUGCGCUGGCGAAGAAAGUAGAGUCGGAGGUAUUCCAAAACACUUGGAGUUGUGCGCCAUUGAAUGAAUUGAGUCGUGCCAUACGCAUCGAACGCGAUGGCUUCAAUGGAUGUCAAAUUCAUAAUCACCAAGCGUCAAAAGCAACACUGUUUUUAGGAGACCUGCAAAGCGGAGUGUUGGAUCCUAUACAAGUGUCUUCAGAGCGUCAAUUCAUUGGAUUCAAUCGGCCAGAAGAUGCAAACGCUCUUCAUGAUAGUAUCUCUGAUCUCAGGGGGCUCGUCAAAAUUCUUAUGGAGAAAGUUCAAAAUAACGUCAUUAAACAGCCACCGGACCUCAAAGAAUCGGCGGGGACUGGUCUUCUCGGAAACGCUGAGGAUGGUGACCUGGCAGCCUCAAAUUUCUUGAAGACAACCGAAGUGCUCGCGAAAAUCUUGCAGACACCAGCAACCACAUGUGGACAGGACGCUCUCCGCACGAAACUGGCACGUAUCCAUUUGAACGGCGUCCUUGUCCAAUUUCUUAUCAUCUUUGAAAGGCACAACGUUGCUUCUACAAAGUGGUUCGAAAAUCUAUUGAACAAGGGAAAAGGUGUUCAAAUCAUAUUCAACUACCUUGCGCGCAGGUUUCCAGGGCUGAGAGAUAACAUCAACGCCCCUAAUGCUUAUUUGAUCACCGACUUCAAGAAAGCCCUUCAAGAAAGCCCUUUCACUGCAGAACUCAAAGAGCUCUUCCAACACUUCAAACAUUCCGACUGGCACCAGCUAGAGCGCUUACAGAUAGUAAGCCAGAUAGAUGCGUUCGAUCCUUUCUUCAAAGCGGUGGGAUCCCGGAGUGGGCCUGAAUUUCGAACGGAAUUCAUGCGACUCACAAAGCCUACCCUGUUGAACUAUGUGGGUGAAGACCUGUAUCAGCCGUUGAUCAGAACCUUGUCGUCGAGCCUGGUGAAACAGAUUGGCCGCAUCACCAAGCUGUCCAGGAAUAUCAACGAUUCGGCUCCGAUCACUCCGAGCUUGUUGCCGAGCCUGGUGAGACAGAUCGGCCGCAUCAGCCCAUUCGGGGAGAACCGCAGAUCGCCUCCGCUCACUCAGAUCUUGUCCUUGAAGACUUUACACGGUAUGGUACGAUUCUUGGGACGAUAUCACACAACACGGGCGGACCAGGGGGAGGGGGCGAUUGCAGCUCUUGGAUGGAGCAAGUUUGAUGCUUCAGAGUUCCAAAAGCUUGAUGAAGCAAUCACAUUAUUUUCGGAUGCAAUCAAAUUAGUCUACUUCGAGUAUGGCCAGACCUUGAAAGAACUUGUAGGCUCGAUCUAUGAAAUCGACGAAAAUAUCCCAAUAAUUUACUUGAUGGACAUCAACAACAGCGAGCAGCUCUUGCCGAAUGAAAUCGCAAUCAGAACGAAUCUUAACCAGUCUCCUCAGCUUCCCCUAUUUCAACCAAUUAUUCUUAACAUUCUGAAACGUCUCGAAGCUUCCACAAAAAUAUUCGAUGCACGUGACCGGCUCAUUGUACUGCGUGGCAUUCUUCUCCAUCCUGAGAAUACAGACAAACUUGUCUAA
Messenger RNA from Puccinia triticina, 1701 nucleotides. RefSeq lists its product as uncharacterized. The record is from RefSeq and is a predicted model, not a curated record. The transcript is spliced from 5 exons. The coding region runs from base 1 to 1701 and encodes 566 amino acids. NCBI's taxonomy places the organism in Eukaryota, Fungi, Basidiomycota, Pucciniomycetes, Pucciniales, Pucciniaceae.